AUGGAUGACCUCUUGCUGAGUAUUCAAUGGAUCCUGUUUGCUAAACGACCGCUAAAGCUGGGCGGAUUCUACUACGCUAUACUUUCGGCAAACCCAGACAACCUAACAGAUGCAUGGGAGCCUGGAAGCAUCUGCCCAGACGAUAUGUCACGCUUUCUUCUUGACUCUUCAAAAGGUCUGGCUGAAGUAACAAAGUCCAAGGACAAGACGGUUCAGUUUAUCCAUGAAUCCGUGCGGGAUUUCCUAUUGAAAGAAAAUGGCCUCCGGGAACUUUGGCCCGAGCAUCAACAUAGAUUUGAGGCUUUAAGCCAUGACCAAUUGAAGAAAUGCUGCAACAAUUUUCUUCAAACCGACUGUCGCAAACAUAUCCCUAUGGACGAAGAUCUACCGUCCGCGUCUAGUGAAGACGCGCGAAUGUUGCGGCAGACUCUUGCAGAGCAAUUUCCCUUUCUUGAAUAUGCGGUGCGCAACCUUCUCCACCACGCGGAUGUAGCGGAAAGGGAUGGGAUACAUCAAGAAACCUUUCUGCGAGAUUUGGACUUCUUGGGCUGGGUACGCUGCAGUAACGCUAUCGAAAGGUAUCAAAUUCGUCGCCAUACACCAUCUGCAAGUCUUCUCUAUGUUCUUGGGGAAUACGACCUACCCAACCUGAUCAGGACGGUGCGCAAGAGGAAAUCAUGCAUAGACGCAGCAGGGGAACGCUAUCGUCAACCCCUAUUUGCUGCUAUGGUGAACGGAUGUGAGGCUUCCGUGAGGGCGCUUCUGCAACCGGAUGAGGCCUUCCGAAACAUCGAUGGAGCCUAUGAAGUUGCCCAAACCCUAAAGUAUGACUCCUUGCUAUCCUUUGCCGCCGAUGCAGAGGGAGGUGGGCUUUUCCUGGCAGCGUGCCAUCAUUGUCAUAUGAACGGGGUCGAAUUAGGCAAGUUGAUAUUUCAGGCAGCCAACGACGAAAACAAGCAUCUCCUACAAUUUAUGAGUAUGGCCUAUCCAUUGGAGAUUCAGACCUACGUGAGGGACUCUAUUUGUGGAGACAAAGCCAUGUUUGGGUCAACGGUGAACGUCGAUGUCUCCGGGCAUAUAUUGGCUACAGGCUAUGUCGAUCCCAAUGCACAAGAUUAG
Molecule: messenger RNA, 1119 nt
Organism: Aspergillus sclerotioniger CBS 115572
Lineage: Eukaryota; Fungi; Ascomycota; Eurotiomycetes; Eurotiales; Aspergillaceae
Exons: 2
Coding region: 1-1119 (372 amino acids)
Source: RefSeq, a predicted model, not a curated record